Molecule: messenger RNA, 8031 nt
Organism: Pongo pygmaeus (Bornean orangutan)
Lineage: Eukaryota; Metazoa; Chordata; Mammalia; Primates; Hominidae
Gene: TNS3
Product: tensin 3
Exons: 33
Coding region: 344-5113 (1589 amino acids)
Biological process (GO): dephosphorylation
Cellular component (GO): focal adhesion
Molecular function (GO): protein binding
Source: RefSeq, a predicted model, not a curated record
AAUGGGUCUGAUAAUUCCAGGUCCUCUCUGCGGCCAGCGAAGGGAGGUCCCAGGGCGCACCUCGGCAGGGCGGGGGGCCCGGGUGAAGGGCGCCUGGAGGCGCGCUGCAUUGUUAGGGCGAUGAGGCCAGGUGACCCGCCAGGCUCGGAGCGCGGGCGCGGGGGCCGGCCGUGGCGAUUGCCCGCGCCGCCUCGAGGGGGCCCUGCCGCGGGCGCCGGCCGCCAGCCAGGAGGACGGGCCCGCCCGCGCGCUACUCGGAGCCCAGCCUCGCUGCGGCCAUCGCCCUGCCGGACCGCGCCGCAGGCUACCCCAGGACUUGUCCAAGGUGGAUCUGAGCCUCCUCAUGUGCUCCAGGCAGAGAUCGGGAUUCGGGUGCAUCACCAACUGGUGGAAGAUGGGGACUAGGCACCCUGCACACCCUGCACAGCCAGAAGAAUUAACCUCGAGUCUGCACACUUUUAAGAACAAGGCCUUUAAAAAAUCCAAAGUGUGUGGAGUUUGCAAACAAAUUAUUGACGGUCAAGGUAUUUUAUGCCGAGCCUGCAAGUAUUCCUGCCACAAGAAAUGUGAAGCCAAGGUGGUGAUUCCCUGCGGUGUGCAAGUCCGACUGGAACAGGCUCCAGGGAGUUCCACGCUGUCCAGUUCUGUCUGCCGUGAUAAACCUCUGUGGCCCGUCAUCCUGAGUCCCACCAUGGAGGAGGGCCAUGGGCUGGACCUCACUUACAUCACGGAGCGCAUCAUCGCCGUGUCCUUCCCCGCCGGCUGCUCCGAGGAAUCCUACCUGCACAACCUGCAGGAGGUCACGCGCAUGCUCAAGUCCAAGCAUGGGGACAACUACCUGGUAUUGAAUCUUUCAGAAAAGAGAUAUGACCUUACGAAGCUUAACCCAAAGAUCAUGGAUGUGGGCUGGCCGGAGCUCCACGCACCGCCCCUGGAUAAGAUGUGUACCAUAUGCAAGGCGCAGGAGUCCUGGCUGAACAGCAACCCCCAGCAUGUGGUCGUCAUUCACUGCAGGGGCGGGAAAGGACGCAUAGGAGUGGUCAUAUCAUCCUACAUGCAUUUCACCAACGUCUCAGCCAGCGCCGACCAGGCCCUUGACAGGUUUGCAAUGAAGAAGUUUUAUGAUGACAAAGUUUCAGCUUUAAUGCAGCCUUCCCAAAAACGGUACGUUCAGUUCCUCAGUGGGCUCCUGUCCGGAUCGGUGAAAAUGAAUGCCUCUCCCCUGUUCCUGCAUUUUGUCAUCCUCCACGGCACCCCCAACUUCGACACAGGUGGAGUGUGCCGGCCCUUUCUGAAGCUCUACCAAGCCAUGCAGCCUGUGUACACCUCCGGGAUCUACAACGUUGGCCCAGAAAACCCCAGCAGGAUCUGCAUCAUCAUCGAGCCGGCCCAGCUUCUGAAGGGAGAUGUCAUGGUGAAAUGCUACCACAAGAAAUACCGCUCGGCCACCCGUGAUGUCAUUUUCCGCCUGCAGUUUCACACUGGGGCUGUGCAGGGCUACGGGCUGGUGUUUGGGAAGGAGGAUCUGGACAAUGCCAGCAAAGAUGACCGUUUUCCUGACUAUGGGAAGGUUGAAUUAGUCUUCUCUGCCACGCCUGAGAAGAUUCAAGGGUCCGAACACUUGUACAACGACCACGGUGUGAUUGUGGACUACAACACAACAGACCCACUGAUACGCUGGGACUCGUACGAGAACCUCAGUGCAGAUGGAGAAGGCCUUAUGGGAUGGAAUUUCAACUCAAGGAAUUGUUGCAACGCAAAUACACCUGGACCAGAGGUGGAGACCCACAGACGGAAUGCUGAUGUGCUACACAUGCAGGGCCCUGUCGAUGGCAGCCUUUACGCGAAGGUGAGGAAGAAAAGCUCCUCAGAUCCUGGCAUCCCAGGUGGCCCCCAGGCAAUCCCGGCCACCAACAGCCCAGACCACAGUGACCACACCUUGUCUGUCAGCAGUGACUCCGGCCACUCUACAGCCUCUGCCAGGACUGAUAAGACGGAAGAGCGCCUGGCUCCAGGAACCAGGAGGGGCCUGAGCGCCCAGGAGAAGGCUGAGUUGGACCAGCUGCUCAGUGGCUUUGGCCUGGAAGAUCCUGGAAGCUCCCUCAAGGAAAUGACUGAUGCUCGAAGCAAGUACAGUGGGACCCGCCACGUGGUGCCAGCCCAGGUUCACGUGAAUGGAGACGCUGCUCUGAAGGAUCGGGAGACAGACAUUCUGGAUGACGAGAUGCCCCACCACGACCUGCACAGUGUGGACAGCCUUGGGACCCUGUCCUCCUCGGAAGGGCCACAGUCGGCCCACCUGGGUCCCUUCACCUGCCACAAGAGCAGCCAGAACUCACUCCUGUCUGAUGGUUUUGGCAGCAACGUUGGUGAAGAUCCGCAGGGCACCCUCGUUCCGGACCUGGGCCUUGGCAUGGACGGCCCCUAUGAGCGGGAGCGGACUUUCGGGAGUCGAGAGCCCAAGCAGCCCCUGCUGAGAAAGCCCUCAGUGUCCGCCCAGAUGCAGGCCUAUGGGCAGAGCAGCUACUCCACACAGACCUGGGUGCGCCAGCAGCAGAUGGUUGUAGCUCACCAGUAUAGCUUCGCCCCUGAUGGCGAGGCCCGGCUGGUGAGCCGCUGCCCUGCAGACAAUCCUGGCCUCGUCCAGGCCCAGCCCAGAGUCCCACUCACCCCCACCCGAGGGACCAGCAGUAGGGUGGCUGUUCAGAGGGGUGUAGGCAGUGGGCCACAUCCCCCUGACACACAGCAGCCCUCUCCCAGCAAAGCGUUCAAACCCAGGUUUCCAGGAGACCAGGUUGUGAAUGGAGCCGGCUCAGAGCUGAGCACAGGCCCCUCCCCAGGCUCACCCACCCUGGACAUCGACCAGUCCAUCGAGCAGCUCAACAGGCUGAUCCUGGAGCUGGACCCCACCUUCGAGCCCAUCCCUACCCACAUGAACGCCCUUGGUAGCCAGGCCAAUGGCUCUGUGUCUCCAGACAGCGUGGGAGGCGGGCUCCGGGGAAGCAGCAGGCUGCCUGACACAGGAGAGGGCCCCAGCAGGGCCACCGGGCGGCAAGGCUCCUCUGCUGAACAGCCCCUGGGCGGGAGACUCAGGAAGCUGAGCCUGGGGCAGUACGACAACGACGCUGGGGGGCAGCUGCCCUUCUCCAAAUGUGCAUGGGGAAAGGCUGGUGUGGACUAUGCCCCGAACAUGCCGCCAUUCCCCUCACCAGCGGACAUCAAAGAGACGAUGACCCCUGGCUAUCCCCCGGACCUCGAUAUUAUCGAUGGCAGAAUUUUAAGUAGCAAGGAGUCCGUGUGUUCAACUCCAGCAUUUCCUGUGUCUCCAGAGACACCUUAUGUGAAAACAGCCCCGCGCCAUCCUCCAUUCAGUCCACCUGAGCCCCCGCUGAGCAGCCCAGCCAGUCAGCACAAAGGAGGACGUGAACCACGAGGCUGCCCUGAGACGCUCACUCACGCUGUGGGGAUGUCAGAGAGCCCCAUCGGACCCAAAUCCACGAUGCUCCGGGCUGACGCGUCCUCGACGCCCUCCUUUCAGCAAGCUUUUGCUUCUUCCUGCACCAUUUCCAGCAAUGGCCCCGGGCAGAGGAGAGAGAGCUCCUCUUCUGCAGAACGCCAGUGGGUGGAGAGCAGCCCCAAGCCCACGGUCUCCCUGCUGGGGAGCGGCCGGCCCACCGGAAGUCCCCUCAGCGCUGAGUUCUCCGGUACCAGGAAGGACUCCCCAGUGCUGUCCUGCUUCCCGCCGUCAGAGCUCCAGGCUCCUUUCCACAGCCAUGAGCUGUCCCUAGCAGAGCCACCGGACUCCCUGGCGCCUCCCAGCAGCCAGGCCUUCCUGGGCUUCGGCACCACCCCAGUGGGAAGUGGCCUUCCGCCCGAGGAGGACCUGGGGGCCUUGCUGGCCAAUUCUCGUGGAGCGUCACCGACCCCCAGCAUCCCGCUGACAGCGACAGGGGCUGCCGACAAUGGCUUCCUGUCCCACAACUUUCUCACGGUGGCACCUGCACACAGCAGCCACCACAGCCUAGGUCUGCAGGGCCAGGGCGUGACCCUGCCUGGGCAGCCGCCCCUCCCUGAGAAGAAGCGGGCCUCGGAGGGGGAUCGUUCUUUGGGCUCAGUCUGCGCCUCCUCCAGUGGCUUCUCCAGCCCGCACAGCGGGAGCACCAUCAGUAUCCCCUUCCCAAAUGUCCUUCCUGACUUUUCCAAGGCUUCAGAAGCGGCCUCACCUCUGCCAGAUAGUCCAGGUGAUAAACUUGUGAUCGUGAAAUUUGUUCAAGACACUUCCAAGUUCUGGUACAAGGCGGAUAUUUCAAGAGAACAAGCCAUCGCCAUGUUGAAGGACAAGGAGCCAGGCUCAUUCAUCGUUCGAGACAGCCAUUCCUUCCGAGGGGCCUAUGGCCUGGCCAUGAAGGUGGCUACGCCCCCACCUUCAGUCCUGCAGCUGAACAAGAAAGCUGGAGAUUUGGCCAAUGAACUCGUCCGGCACUUUUUGAUCGAGUGUACCCCGAAGGGAGUGCGGUUGAAAGGGUGCUCGAAUGAACCGUAUUUUGGGAGCCUGACGGCCUUGGUGUGCCAGCAUUCCAUCACGCCCUUGGCCUUGCCGUGCAAGCUGCUUAUCCCAGAGAGAGAUCCAUUGGAGGAAAUAGCAGAAAGUUCUCCCCAAACGGCAGCCAAUUCAGCAGCUGAGCUGUUGAAGCAGGGGGCAGCCUGCAACGUGUGGUACUUGAACUCUGUGGAGAUGGAGUCCCUCACUGGCCACCAGGCGAUCCAGAAGGCCCUGAGCAUCACCCUGGUCCAGGAGCCACCACCUAUGUCCACAGUUGUGCACUUCAAGGUGUCAGCCCAGGGCAUCACCCUGACGGACAAUCAGAGGAAGCUCUUCUUCCGGAGGCAUUACCCCGUGAACAGUGUGAUUUUCUGUGCCUUGGACCCACAAGACAGGAAGUGGAUCAAAGAUGGCCCUUCCUCAAAAGUCUUUGGAUUCGUGGCCCGGAAGCAGGGCAGUGCCACGGAUAAUGUGUGCCACCUGUUUGCAGAGCAUGACCCUGAGCAGCCUGCCAGUGCCAUUGUCAACUUCGUAUCAAAGGUCAUGAUUGGCUCCCCAAAGAAGGUCUGAGAGCCCCCGUCCCUCCCUGGACCCACCGAUGCCUCUCGAAGCCUUGGAGACAGCCGUUGGGUGAGGGUGGGGCCCCCACUUUUUACCAAACUAGUAACCCUGACAUUCUAGGCCCAUGAGGGGAAAGAGGAUCUUCCAGCUCUGCAAAAACAAGAACAAACAACAUCACCGUGAAUUGGCCUUUCCUGAAAGUGACUUAUCUGACACAUCUCUGUAGCCACAUGCUUUUUGGGUAGAAGAAGCUGGGCAUGGGUGCACCCCACCCUGUAGGGUCCCCAUGGGAAAGGGACAUGCAAGGAAACAGCACAGAACACGAGGUGGUCCCCACGUCCCUGGCACACCAGCAUUCCGAGGGAUAAGGAAUCCUCAACCCUUGAGGCAGAGGUGCCGAGUGACUGCCAUGCUUCACCCGUCCGCAUGGGCGCUUCUGUCCAGCUGCACCCGAGGCCGGGGGUUUCCCUCACCUUGGUCUUCCCAAGAUGGAGAUGCUAAUGAAACUGAGAAGGGGGCGUAUGUUUGACGAAGGUUUGUGCAAGUCAGGCCCUUCUGGAACACAGCAGGGCUUACAACGAGGGGCCUUUGUGAUGGGCUGUGAGGAUGGGGGUGGUGGGAAGAAUUGGCCACAUUAGAGACCCCACCCCACCCCACCAUGGUGAGUGCUCUGUGCCUCCUGCUCACCCGUGGUGAGCUGGGCGAGCUGGGCGAGCUGGGCUGGGGAGAGCCUGUGAGGACCCUGAGAGGAGAAAUGAGAAGAAGGAACAAAAAUAUCAUUUCUGUGUAAUUUAUAUUUUACUUAUGCCAAAUUAUUUAUGAUAAUUUGCCAUUGCUAUACUGUACCAGUGUCAAAUGCUGCAGCCUGCCAAGCUGUGAUUUUGUGAGGCUUGUCCUUAUGUAGGAUGCACCGCAGGCCCCUGGCCACUGAAAGAGUGUGCAGUGGACUGUGGGUCUCCCAUGUGCGGUGCCGCCCAAAGGUGACUUUGCCUCAAGCAGCCUACCCUGACGUUUUACUCAUUGGAAUGUUUUUCCCCGAUUGUGGAUGACUUCCUUUCUGAUGGAGAGAGUCCAGGAGGGAUGGAAAACGCCUGGAUUUAAACUCAGCAUCCCCCACACGGGCUUUUCGAUCAUCUUCAGGCCUGAAGCUGCACGACCUGAAGUUCCCCUGCAUUUAUCAGCCCUCUUCGUGCUGCUCCUUGCCACCCUGGGGUUCCUGCUGGGGACCGUGUGUGGUUGUGGCAUGUGUGAGCAGAAGGGAGAAUGAGGAAAAAGAGAAGAAACCCCGGUACUGACAAGCUGUUUUUGAGUGCCACUGUUUGCCAUCAUCUAAGCCACUGAAUCAAGUGUAUUUCAGGCUUAUUUCAACAUUCCAAUGCCCUGGUUUUCUUGCUUGAAUCUGUCCGUGGUCAAAGGUUUGGGGGAAUUUGUGACCCUGGAACAUCCCCAGAGUGAAAGAUGGGGCUGGGCCACAUCAGAAUAAGGCCUUGGCCCCAUCCUCUCACAGCCUAGGUGCUCUGCAGGCACGCUGACUGUCCUGAUUGCGAUCCAGCCCGAAAUUCCCUCCUCUGCUUUCAAAAGUCGAAUCCCCCAGUCUUAGGCCACACUGGUGUCGCAAGCUCCUGUCAGGGAGCUGGGGUUUGGGAAUGUGCUUUGUGAACUCUGCUUUAAAGUGAGGGGCCGAGGAAAACUUAGCAACAGGCAGAGUUGGAAGCAGCCAAAUCACAGUGGGUGUUGUGUGUGCGUGCGUGCAUGUGUGCGUGUAUGCGUGUGUGAAAGCAGGUGGACCAUUCCACUUUUUAGCUCCUAUUGAUGCACCAAACCAAGUGCCUCAUUUCUGUGCCAAAUGUUUGCCUUGGUCAUUGUAGACCUCCUUCUCUAACAUGCGGUGGCGUGACUGUCAGGAGGUGCUGGCAUUUUCAGCAGAUCCUCAUGUGUUGACCCUGAUGUCUUUGGCAGAGGCCUCUAGCAUCUCGGUUUUUCAUCCACUGCAGCAAUGUGGCCACAGGGAACAGAGGUUUGUACUUUACCCAAGAGGUCCUCAUCCUGAGACGGUCUCUAUCCAUGUUUAUCCCAAAGAGUGCAGGCCAGGUCCCUUACCCUUCUGAUGAAGGAUGAGAGAGCUCAUUUAGGAGUCAGAGCAAACUAGGAUCUCAGUAUUGAGAAACGCAGCCUGCCAGGGAAUCACAGAGACUUCGGAGUGCUCGUGAUGGCCCUCAUGAAGCCAUGCCUCGACGGCAUUCAGGAAGCCGUGCAAACGUGCUUUUUGAACUCAUUGUCCAGGUGUGAUUUUUACACAAGGUAAACGUGGUCAAGGGCAUCAGGGAAUUUGCUCCAAGCAGAUAGCUCCCUCUGAGGAACCAAAGGAAGCAAGUUUCCACGAUUUCUGAAGAGCUGGUAUAGGAAGUUUCUUUCUUCCUUUUGUGUUACAUGUGCAUUAAACAGUACAAGCUGUGUGUCAUCACAGAUUGUACUGUGGGCUCAGAAACCGUGAGAGAGCCCCCACCGUGGACACCGGCUCUAGGGCCACAGGAAAAGGAACGUUUCCAGGCAUUUUGUCUCCAGGGCUCCCCGCUGGACAGGCGCAUACUGCCCUGGGGAGUAAAUGCGGAGAGUUCACGAACUGUGCCCCCACCGCAUGUUAUAGCCAGGGUCCUACUAACUACUCAGUAAAAGAACGUAUUGUUGUAUUCCUCCAGUGUUAAGCUAUAGCCAUGUUAAAAGUCACUGUGCAUUUAUUCUCAGCAUCAAAUACCUUGUAACGUCUUCUCUGCCUUACUUGUUAGUGCAUAUUUUUACUUUUCUGAUACUGUAAAGAAUAUAUCCAGUAUGUAAAUGAAUGUUCUAUAAAUCCUUUGUAUAGUCAUUUUCUCUGCUCUUUAAAUAUCAUCUCUAUUCAGAGUAUAAUAAAAUUAUGAACUUGGUAA